Messenger RNA from Cimex lectularius (bed bug), 2095 nucleotides. RefSeq names its product probable histone-binding protein Caf1 (gene Caf1-55). Gene Ontology annotation, molecular function: histone binding. Gene Ontology annotation, biological process: regulation of gene expression. The transcript is spliced from 7 exons. Bases 364 to 1653 code for a protein of 429 amino acids. Gene Ontology annotation, cellular component: ESC/E(Z) complex; NuRD complex; nucleus. Lineage: Eukaryota; Metazoa; Arthropoda; Insecta; Hemiptera; Cimicidae. The record is from RefSeq and is a predicted model, not a curated record.
GGAGAUAGCGUGGCAAUCGUUUUGUUCCUUUUCGGUUGACAAUUUUUGUCAAAUUGGUCUAAAAUAAAAAAAAAGUUCUGUUUAAAAAAGUUAAGUGAACUUUAAUGCAAUGUAUUAAAACAGAGCUUUUUCUUUUUAACCUCGACUUGCUUGGAGUUGCGGCGAUCCGCGGGCGGGUGAGUGGCCGUGGCCCGGUCCCCUCUGCCCGCUGCCGCCAUUAAUCCGCCACCGGCUCAGAGGCUACGUCCGACUGAUCUCACGAACGGGUUUCUCCCUCGUCCAUUUUUCCACCGACGGACCGCCUCGUUGGCCAAUUCUGCACUGCCCGAAUUCUCGUCGUAUCUUCGGGAACAAACCAUUAAAAUGGGAGACAAGGAGCCAGAGACGUUUGACGACGCCGUCGAAGAAAGGGUGAUCAAUGAAGAGUACAAGAUCUGGAAGAAGAACACCCCAUUCCUGUAUGACUUGGUGAUGACUCACGCACUGGAAUGGCCGUCGCUCACUGCCCAGUGGCUCCCCGACGUCACCCGGCCGGAGGCCAAGGACUAUUCUAUCCACAGGCUUAUCCUCGGUACGCACACUUCCGACGAGCAGAAUCAUCUCUUGAUUGCCAGUGUUCAGCUGCCAAAUGAGGACGCGCAGUUUGAUGCUUCUCAUUUCGAUAAUGAAAAAGGAGAAUUCGGCGGAUUUGGAUCUGUCUCGGCAAAAAUUGAGAUCGAAAUCAAAAUAAACCAUGAAGGAGAAGUUAACAGAGCGAGGUACAUGCCUCAGAACCCAUGUGUCAUCGCCACAAAAACGCCAUCCAGUGAUGUUCUUGUCUUUGAUUAUACAAAGCACCCAUCCAAACCUGAUCCUAGUGGAGAAUGUCACCCAGAUCUCAGGUUGAGGGGACAUCAAAAAGAAGGUUACGGUUUAUCUUGGAAUCCUAAUUUAAAUGGCUACCUUCUGAGUGCUUCUGAUGAUCACACUAUCUGCCUAUGGGACAUUAAUGCUACUCCAAAAGAAAAUAGAAUUAUCGAUGCUAAAACCAUUUUUACCGGUCAUACUGCGGUUGUUGAGGAUGUUGCCUGGCAUCUCCUUCAUGAGUCUUUGUUUGGAUCAGUAGCCGAUGACCAAAAGUUAAUGAUCUGGGAUACGAGGUCAAACAACACCAGCAAGCCCAGUCACACUGUGGAUGCGCACACCGCCGAAGUCAACUGCCUGUCCUUCAACCCUUACUCUGAGUUCAUUCUGGCCACCGGAAGUGCUGACAAAACCGUAGCACUCUGGGACUUAAGGAAUCUAAAGCUCAAAUUACACUCGUUUGAGUCGCACAAGGAUGAAAUUUUCCAAGUACAAUGGUCCCCCCACAACGAGACCAUCCUAGCAUCUUCUGGCACCGACAGACGACUCCACGUUUGGGAUCUGAGUAAAAUUGGAGAGGAACAGAGUGCUGAGGACGCUGAAGAUGGUCCUCCUGAAUUACUGUUCAUACAUGGUGGACACACAGCUAAAAUUUCUGAUUUUUCAUGGAAUCCCAAUGAACCCUGGGUCAUCUGUUCCGUCUCAGAAGAUAACAUCAUGCAGGUUUGGCAAAUGGCUGAGAAUAUUUAUAAUGAUGAAGAACCCGAUGCUCCAUCAACGGAUUUGGAAGCGUCUGGAGUACCCUCAUAAUUUGAAUUGCUUCAAGUAUUUAAAAGAAAAUAAUUUUAAUCCCAUUCUUAAUUUCAUGUACAGUUCAGUGUAAUUUUACAAUUGAUUGAUGUCAUUAUGUUUUUAUUGGAAAGUUUAAAAUGAAGCAAAUAUAUGUUUUCAACAAAUCAACGAUUCGGAUGCGAAAUUGACUAUCAUUGAUAGAUGAUUUUGUAUUUUUGAAAUAACUACUACUUUUGGAAUGGAUUGAGCUUGAUUUGUUUUGAAAAUAGGCUGGAAUGGAUUUGUAAUUUAAUAUUAAUUAAGCAGUAAUGUAAGUUUAAGAUGGUGCUGUGAUGAUUUUUAAUUUUACACACCUUCUAAAAUUGAAGUGAGAGACUGUUGUUAUUUUUUUUUCCAGUUGUGUAGUAUCCUUUAGACAUUAAGUUUAUUAGACUGUACCAAUAAAUUAAUUUAAAUUUUU